AUGGUGGGGAAGGAUUUGGUGCUGCAAAGGAAUGCUCCUGUGGAUAUCCGUGAGAUUGCUGCCAAGGCCACGCUUCGGGAGGUGCGGCAGAAUGGGCACACCUAUGUGGAGCUCCGGCGCGUCGGGAAGCGCGUCAUCUUCUUCUGCACCAUCUGCCUCACCGAGUGCUUCAGCGACAAUGUGCUGUUUGAUCACCUCAAGGGGAAUCUGCACUCACGGCGGUAUGCCGAGGCCAAGGUCACCCUGUUUGGGCCCAUGCCAUGGCCGUUCAAUGAUGGUGUGCUCUUCUUCAACAACUCACGCGAGAAUGAUCCACUCUUGCUGGACUCAAGCUCGCAUAACACCAGCGAACUUGCUCUGGUUCCCCAUCCUGACUUUGCAGGGAAUGGCACUGAGGUGACAUCAAGGUUGAGAGAUGGUUCGAGCUCCCACAAUGGUGCAAAAGGCUCAUUCAGUGGUGCAAAUGGACGUCCGAAUGGUAGAUCUUCUGCCAUAACUGAAGAUAGUGCUCUGUCAAACCGCAGCGAAACCGAUGGUCCGCUUGUUAUUCCUAGCGUGUUGAUAAAGGAUGUUGUGUUGAAUUUGCCUGUGCAUCUCCUGGGUUAUGGAAACAUUGCGUACAAGAUUGCUGAAACUAGCGAAGGUCGUAAGAAGAUCAGCAAAAUCUGGUGUGCUUGGGUAGGAGAAGAAGCCUCACAGGGCUCUGAGGCAUGUACCAUCUAUGAACAAUCUGGUUUUGCCAUAGUCAACUUCUCUUAUGCAUAUGAGUUGGGAAGGAAGUGGCCUUCUGAAGAUCAGGACCUUCCCAUCUCUGCUGGAUCUUUCUUUGUCAUUGAUGAGGCUGGACAUCGUGGAAAGCGAAGGAAGAAGUCGUUUUCUGAUCAAGAAGCAUCUUCAGAAGAGUCUAAUGGCCAUACCCAUGACAGCAGAAGUCAAGCUAUUGUUACUGGCUCCCCAACAGGUACCUCAUGCAAUCUUCAAGUCAGCCCCUUGUCCAGCAAGUCUAUGAGGAGAGAGCUGAGGAAGCAGAAGCGACUUGCUGCUGAGAAAGUUUGUGAUAUUUGUGGACGAUCAAUGCUUCCUGGAAAAGAUGUAGCCACCUUGCUGAACUGCAGCACAGGAAACCUAGCUUGCAGCAGUAGAAACUCCAGUGGGGUGCUGGCUGAUCAAAUUGCAAAGAUGGGAAAGAGCAAACGAGGAAGAAAGGCGAAAACAGCUCCAAAGAGCAAAAUAAUGUCCAUCCUUUGCCCAGAAUGUCAGGGUACAGGGAUUCACGUCGAGGGAGAUGAGCUCGAAAAGCCAACUAUUUCGUUGUCUGAGAUGUUUCGCUACAAGCUGAAGUCUAUCGAAGCCCACAAGGCGUGGAUGAAGACCCCUGAGGUGCUGGAGAACUGUUCCACUGGGCUCCAUUUCCCUGCGGAACAUCUGGAGAACGAGCAGACACGCCUGUCUGCCAACCAGGGCGCGCGGGCCGCCGCGGUGCACUUCUGGGCGGCCUGGUGCGAGGCCUCCAAGCAGAUGGACGAGGUCUUCGCGCACCUCGCCGUCGACUUCCCCCACGCGCUCUUCCUCAGGGUUGAGGCUGAAGAACAACCGGAAAUUUCAGAGGCAUAUGGAGUUACAGCAGUGCCAUACUUUGUUUUAUGCAAGGAAGGCAAACCUGUUGAUACCUUGGAGGGCGCAAACCCAGCCAGCCUGGCCAAUAAGGUUGCAAAGUUAGCUGGGCCUGCCAAUGUUGCUCAGCCUGCUGCACCUGCUAGCUUGGGGGUGGCUGCUGGGCCUGCUGUACUCGAAAAGGUCCAAGAAAUGGCACGGCAAAAUGGAUCUUCUGCUGCUGAAAGUACACUGAAGAAGCGUUUGGAGCAGCUUGUCAACUCCCAUCCUGUCAUCUUAUUUAUGAAGGGAAAUCCAGAAGAACCAAGGUGUGGUUUCAGCCGAAGGGUGGUUGACAUUUUGAAGCAGGAAGGUGUUGAAUUUGGGAGCUUUGACAUCCUUACAGAUAAUGAAGUACGUGAAGGACUGAAGAAGUUCUCUAACUGGCCAACUUUUCCUCAGUUGUACUGCAAAGGUGAGCUGCUUGGUGGGUGUGAUAUUGUUAUUGCCAUGCAUGAAAGUGGUGAACUGAAGGAUGUGUUAAAGGAGCACAACAUUCCUCUCACGCAACAAGGAAGCAAAAUUGAGGAGCCAGUGAUGUCUGAAUCUGCAAAUGAACAGAGUCCUGAGGCAAUUGGGCUUACGGAAGCUCAGAAAGCUCGUUUGGAGAGCCUCACUAAUUCUAACCCAGUGAUGAUAUUUAUCAAAGGUUCACCUGAGGAGCCCAAGUGUGGAUUCAGUGGGAAGGUCGUUCAUAUUCUUAAGCAGGAGAAGAUUCCUUUCUCAAGUUUUGACAUUCUUUCAGAUGAUGAGGUUAGGCAAGGUCUAAAGGUUCUAUCAAACUGGCCUAGUUACCCUCAGGUGUACAUCAAGGGUGAACUGGUUGGUGGUUCGGACAUAGUGAUGGAGAUGCAUAAGAGUGGGGAACUGAAGAAGGUUCUGACUGAGAAAGGGAUUAUUCGGAAAGAGAGCCUAGAGGACCGACUCGAGGCCCUAAUUUCCUCAUCCCCAGUGAUGCUGUUCAUGAAGGGCAACCCAGAUAAUCCACGUUGCGGCUUUAGUUCGAAAGUGGUGAAUGCCUUGAAAGGAGCAGGGGUAAGCUUUGGGUCCUUUGACAUUCUAUCUGAUGAGGAAGUUAGACAAGGUCUGAAGACAUACUCGAACUGGCCCACCUUCCCCCAACUCUACUACAAAUCAGAACUGAUGGGGGGCUGUGACAUUGUUCUCGAGCUGGAAAAGAGUGGAGAGCUGAAGUCCACUCUCUCGGAGUAG
Triticum turgidum subsp. durum (durum wheat) is the source of this 2865-nucleotide messenger RNA. The record is from the annotation of a GenBank genome assembly. NCBI's taxonomy places the organism in Eukaryota, Viridiplantae, Streptophyta, Magnoliopsida, Poales, Poaceae.